Lachnellula hyalina is the source of this 1023-nucleotide messenger RNA. RefSeq lists its product as uncharacterized. Bases 1 to 1023 code for a protein of 340 amino acids. Gene Ontology annotation, cellular component: membrane. The transcript has 3 exons. Gene Ontology annotation, molecular function: oxidoreductase activity, acting on the CH-CH group of donors. Gene Ontology annotation, biological process: lipid metabolic process. NCBI's taxonomy places the organism in Eukaryota, Fungi, Ascomycota, Leotiomycetes, Helotiales, Lachnaceae. The record is from RefSeq and is a predicted model, not a curated record.
AUGGAAGUCCACGCUCUAGAUAACUAUUAUCUGGCCAUCACCCUCCUCAUAACUAUUGGAUACCAACUCUUUUUCUUUGCGAUUGCUUUCUCUUUGAAGUUCGACAAACUUACUGACUUCGCCGGCGGAACCAACUUUGUAGUCCUCGCCAUAAUCACUCUUGCAUUCAGCGGGCAUCAUAAUGCUCGUCAAAUCGUGGCCUCGCUGUUCAUUAUGGUCUGGGGCCUACGUCUCUCGGGUUUCCUCCUAUUUCGUAUCUUGAAGACUGGCAAAGACGAUCGUUUCGACGACAAGCGCGACCAUUUCUUCAAAUUCCUUGGCUUCUGGAUCUUCCAGAUGUUUUGGGUCUGGACUGUCUCAUUGCCUGUUACGGUGCUGAACUCGCCGAAUGUCACUCAAUACCCACAACCUGCUUUCGGCACUGGGCGCGAUAUCGCGGGGGUGAUUUUGUUCGCUAUUGGGUUCAUAAUGGAGGCCUUUAGUGAUGUACAGAAGUACAUAUUCAAGAGCAAGAAAAGCGACAAGUCUGCUAUCUGUGACAAAGGCUUCUUCGCGUGGACGAGACAUCCCAAUUACUUUGGAGAGAUAAUCAUCCAAUUUGCUAUCUACAUGAUAUGCGUAUCUCCCGCAGCAAAUGGCUACGUCAAAGGCCAAGCUUACAAAGCUCUCUACGCCACGAUCGUUGGCCCCUUUUUCCUGACAAUCCUCCUGAUGUUUGUUUCGGGCUUGACACUUCAAGAGCGGCCAGGCGCAAAGAAGCGUUACGAGAAAAACAAUCACUGGGCAGAGUACUCGAGAUAUUUGAACCGUACCAGUAUUUUGAUACCAUUCCCUCCACAACUUUACGAGAAGAUGCCCACCAUUUUGAAACGGACGAUAUUUCUGGAAUUCCCCAUCUAUGUCUUCGAUCCUUCGAAACACUCUGAUGUUGGAAAGGGGCAACAAAGAGCAGAGGAAGGCAAUGGAAAUGGCCAAAACUCGCAAGACCAUCGACAAAGUGGCGAUCAGUUAGUCAAUGGUUAA